Molecule: messenger RNA, 1001 nt
Organism: Cynara cardunculus var. scolymus (artichoke)
Lineage: Eukaryota; Viridiplantae; Streptophyta; Magnoliopsida; Asterales; Asteraceae
Product: secoisolariciresinol dehydrogenase-like
Exons: 2
Coding region: 32-844 (270 amino acids)
Molecular function (GO): oxidoreductase activity, acting on the CH-OH group of donors, NAD or NADP as acceptor
Source: RefSeq, a predicted model, not a curated record
CAUCUCUCUUUCUUUGAGUUCUCCUAAUACAAUGGCCAGUCCUGCAAGAAGGCUAGAAGGGAAGGUAGCAUUGAUAACAGGAGGAGCAAGUGGUAUUGGAGAGUGUACUGCUAAAGUUUUUGCUGAACAUGGAGCAAAAAUUGUUAUCGCAGAUAUCCAAGACGAACUUGGUCAGGCAGUUUGUAAGGCUAUUGGCGUAUCAAACUCUAUAUAUGUCCAUUGUGAUGUAACCAACGAAGAAGAUAUCAGAAACGUUGUAGACACUGCGGUCGCCACUUAUGGAAAGCUUGAUAUCAUGUUCAAUAAUGCAGGGAUAGCAGAUCCCAACAAGACACGCAUCAUGGACAAUGAAAAAACAGACUUUGAGCGUGUGCUUAGUAUUAAUGUCACAGGCGUCUUUCUUGGAAUGAAACAUGCUGCUAGGGUUAUGGUUCCAGCACGAGCUGGCUCCAUAAUUUCAACGGCUAGCAUUUCUUCAAAUGUUGGUGGUGCGGCCUCACAUGCUUAUUGUUGUGCAAAGCAUGCCGUAGCUGGUCUAACCAAGAAUCUUGCAGUGGAGCUUGGACAAUUUGGUAUUCGAGUCAAUUGUUUGUCGCCUUAUGCAAUGGUCACACCACUAGCCACGAGUUUCCUUGGGCUUGAAGGGGAAGCUCUGGAAAACGUGAUGAACUCACUUGCAAAUCUUAAGGGACCGACUCUCAAAACAGACGAUGUUGCUAAAGCUGCCCUUUUUCUCGUGAGUGACGAGGCAAAAUAUAUCAGCGGACAAAAUCUUUUUAUUGAUGGUGGGUUUAGCAUUGUUAAUCCAUCAUUCGGCAUGUUUAAAUAUCCUGAGGAUCUUUAAAUCGGGAGAGUUCAUCUUAUUUUAUCUUUUAAUAAUACAUGCUUACUAGGGGCGUGUUUCUAUAUUGUAUGACCACUAGUUUACGACCGAUUUUCAUUUCGUCUUAAAUUUGUUAUUGGUGUUAUGGGCGUAUGAUGUAUACAAAUCAAUCAAGUAU